This is a messenger RNA of Electrophorus electricus (electric eel), 3474 nucleotides long. RefSeq names its product nucleolar and coiled-body phosphoprotein 1 (gene nolc1). The record is from RefSeq and is a predicted model, not a curated record. NCBI's taxonomy places the organism in Eukaryota, Metazoa, Chordata, Actinopteri, Gymnotiformes, Gymnotidae. Gene Ontology annotation, cellular component: nucleolus; nucleoplasm. Gene Ontology annotation, molecular function: protein binding.
AAUGGCGGAGAGCGGCUCGGUCCCCAGUGAUCUGUAUCGACAUAUUUACACGUUUCUUCUGGAGAACAAGUUCACCAAAGCUGCGAAAGAAUUCCUAAAGCAAGCUAAAGUCAAACCCCAGGAUCAAAAUGAAGAAGGGCUCCUUGACAUCUUCAACUUUUGGAUUAAAUCUCCGGAGUCUAGAAAACGUAAAGCGGUUACCAACGGUCCGUCUGCGAAGAAAGCGAAGAAGGACGCAGAGAGCUCGAGUUCUGAAGAUUCAAGCAGCGACGAGGAGGAUAAGCCACCUGCCAAGAAAACACCUCAGGCACUGGUGAAAAAACAUGCAGCUGCUGAAGAGUCUAGCAGCAGCGAGGACUCCAGCGACCCUGAGGUAGCCACAAAGACCCCCGCAAAGAAGGCCACAGCGGUGAAACCAGCGCCCCAGCCCCCUGCGGCAGCCGCCAGGAAGAAGGACACAAGCUCCAGCAGCGAGGAUUCCGACUCGGAGGAAGAGGCACCCAAACCUCCUGGCCCAGGGGCCAAGCGUGCAGCCGCGGCCCCUAAAGGCGCAGCUGCCACUGCAGCUCAGAAGAAGCAGGAGAGUAGUAGCAGCAGCAGCAGUAGUGAGGAGUCAGAGGACGACGCCCCAGCUAAGCCAGCAACGAAGGCCCCUGCUCAGAUGAAGCCCCCAGCCACUAAAGCUCCCGCCACAGCGGUUACCAGCGACAGCAGCAGCGACUCCUCAGACGAGGAGGUGGCGGCUCCUCCCAGCAAAAAAGUCAGAACAGGCCCAUACAGCGCCGUGCCACCGCCCGUGGCCCAGACAGCACGCACCCCAGCAGCUAGAGACGACGAAGACAGCAGUGAGGAGGAGGAGAAGGCGGCGAAGGUGAAGAAAGCCCCCGCGAAAGCAUCUGCGAACCAGGAAGAAGACUCGUCAUCCAGCUCAGAGGAGGAUGAAGAGGAGGCAAAGAAGCCGGCCUCCAAGGUGAGGCCAGCGAAAGCCCCAGCCGCCAAGGCCACGCCCGCCAAACCUGCCCCAGCCGCCAAGGCCACGCCCGCCAAACCUGCCCCAGCCGCCAAAGCCAAGGCCGCAGCCCAGGAGUCUUCCUCAUCCUCCAGCUCGGAGGACUCAGAUGAUGUAGCAUCAAAGACGGCUGCAAAGGCCCCGGCUGUGAAGGUUCCAGCCGUGAAGGCUGCCUCUGUCAAGGGCACCCCAGCUAAAACUACUGCAGCUAAGGCUGCCUCCACCAAGGCUGCCCCUAAGCCUGCAGAAGAGUCAUCGUCCUCCAGCUCAGAGGAGUCUGAUGAGAGUGAGAAGGCCAAACCAGCUGCGAAGACUCCCCCCACCAAGGCGGCCCCUGUGAAGAAAGCAAAGUCUUCCAGCUCAGUGGAAGUGCCCAAGACUGCGCCCAAGACUGCGCCCAAGACUGCGCCCAAGACUGCGCCCAAGACUGCGCCCAAGACUGCGCCCAAGACUGCGCCCAAGACUGCAGAGAGCAGCUCAGACUCCGACAGUUCCUCUGACGACGAGGAGGCUCCCAAGAAAACCACUGCCCCUGCGGCCUCCAAACCGCCAUCCAAACCGGCCGCAAAGCCAGCCGAAAGCUCUGACUCGGACAGUGACAGCUCAGACUCCGACGAUGAGGCCCCAGCAGCCGUAAAGGCCAAACCCGCAGUGGCAGGCUCCACUGCCGUAGCCAAAUCUGCAGCAGUCAAACCCGCAGCCCAGUCCAGCAGCAGCGAGGACGAAAGCUCCAGUGAGGAGGAGGCGGCGAUGGUGAAGGGUAAGGUCGUCUCUAAGCCCGCCGCUGCCCCAGCCAGCGCCAAGAAGGCCGAGAGCAGCAGCGAUGACUCCUCAGACAGCUCUGACUCGGAGGCCGAACCUCCAAAGGCAGCGCCACCUACCAAGCAGGCUGUGACCAAUGGAAGAAAGGCGGUAGCCACACCACCCGCUUCAAAGAAUCCCACCAAAAAGACCCCCACCAAAAAGCCAGCAGAGUCCUCCUCCAGCGAAGACAGCUCUGACUCGGAGGCCGAACCUCCAAAGGCAGCGCCACCUACCAAGCAGGCUGUGACCAAUGGAAGAAAGGCGGUAGCCACACCACCCGCUUCAAAGAAUCCCACCAAAAAGACCCCCACCAAAAAGCCAGCAGAGUCCUCCUCCAGCGAAGACAGCUCUGACGAAGAGGAGGAGACGACGAAGGCACCGGUGAAGACCACACAUGCAGCAAAGAGCACGCCGGCCUCCAAAGCCAAGGCAAAGAGCAGCUCAUCGGAGAGCUCUUCAUCUGAGGAAGAAGAGGACACAGAAACUCCCAAGACUCCAGCCGACGGAACAAACAAGAAAGGAGGUGUGCAGAAAACACCCCAGAACAAAAAAGCGGUCAGCUCCACGCCACACUCUUUCCCCAAGGCCAAAAAUAAGACAAGCAAUAAUCCUUUUCGUAGAAUAAAAGACGAGGAGAUUGAGGUGGACCCCCGCCUGGCUGACAACUCCUUCACUGCUAAGAUGGGUGCCAGGGGAGAUUGGGGUGAGAAGGCCAAUGACAUCCUGAAACACACUAAAGGCAAGUCCUUCCGGCAUGAGAAGACCAAGAAGAAGCGCGGCAGCUACAGGGGAGGAGCCAUCUCCACCACAGUGAACUCCAUCAAGUUUGACAGCGAAUGAGAUCAGGAGCCAGAAGCAUUGCAUUUCCUCGUGACCAGCUGAGCCCUGUGCCUCUAGCCCAUGCCCCUCCCACGCAACAGUUGGUACUGCUUGGCCCUCCUGACGGGCUAUAGGGUAGUGCUGCAUUUAAGCCAGUAAUGGACAGUCUGGACUAGGCCAGAGCAGACAAGCAGGCUGUGUGUCCUUCCCGCCACCUCAAAUUAGUUCACCUCAGCUGCAGUUCUAUUCAUCAGCCACUAGGUGGUGUACUUUCACUGAUUUGCUUCAGCUUCUCUGCGCAGAAGUCUUUUUUUUUUCUUUUUAAUGGUGAUUUAAUUGGUGCAUAUAGAUCAGAGAUGCUUUGGUCAUGUUGUUGUAAACAUGUUAGAGACAUGUUUGACUGAAUUGACUUAAUUAAUUAAUUCUCCAUUAUUGUCUGAUUGGUGUUUGUCACACGGUUAAACUCCCUUUUACUCAACUGUUUACUUUGGACACAAAAUGGAUAAAAUACUUCUUUUAUAUAUGUAAUAUCUGUUAUGGACAUUCAGAUUGAAUUGUAUGAGCUUCAUACUGUGCGAGUUAUGGGCAGGUGAAAAAUCACUGUAAUCAGCCUGGCUAUAGAGCUUGAGUCUAAAGACUUGGGUGUAGUCCACCAUGUAAAUAAGGCAGGUACCAGUGACUGCCCACCAGUGUGGAACAGACAGCCCUGAACCCUCCUGUAAUACUAACCAUUUACAACUUUGCUGUUUUUAGUUUUGGAUUGUUAUUUAAGUCACAACUGUUCUACUUUUGUCUUUCAUUUAUCAAAUUGUUUAUAAUAAAAAUUAGAAAUGCCUCUGUCA